Molecule: messenger RNA, 964 nt
Organism: Psammomys obesus (fat sand rat)
Lineage: Eukaryota; Metazoa; Chordata; Mammalia; Rodentia; Muridae
Product: leucine-rich repeat-containing protein 37B-like
Exons: 1
Source: RefSeq, a predicted model, not a curated record
AUGCCCAAGACGGACACAGGGGGUGCUGAUUACCUGGGGUCCUCUGCUCCCACAGAGAUAUUGGCCCCACUUGAGGAAUUGACUGACAGUUUACUUCUGUUCCAGGACCCCAGUACUUCUCCGGAGCCGAACCCAGAGCCUGAGGAGCUCACUGUACAGCAUCAGGAUCUGACCAACAAACUGACACCACCUGGGAAGCAGCCAGAGAAUAGUUUAAUGCUAAAUGGGGAUCAAGUUCAAUCUACCAUUCUGCCUUCACAGUUCAAAAGUACUGCCAAUAUAGGUGAGGCUACAGAUCAUCAGUUUUAUGAAAUACUUGUUCCAUCACUAGACAGCCAGAGUUCAAAAGCAACAAAGUCCAUUGUUUCACCCAAAGAGUUGAAGAAAGAUCAAGCUCAGCAUAGGAAACUUGCAAAAGUGGUUGUUGGAAAACCUCAAUUUCAGAAACAAGUCGUGGAUGAUUACUAUGAAGAUCUAAAUAUGAAUGAAGCUUAUUCUUACAGCCUUCCACUGCAAUCUCAGGAGAAUGCAGAUGAAGCUUCAGAGCUCCUAGAGCAGGCUGAACCUAACCAUCUGAAGACACAAAAUGGAAAUCCAGAGAAUCCCCAGAAGGAAGCUUUAGAUUAUUUCUCACAGCCCCCUGAGGGAGGUGAACCUUUAAUUCAAAAAGAAGACUCAGCUCACCGACAACUUUCUUCUGAGGAGGUAUCAAUGCAACCUGAAAUAAACAGUCCACCUCCAGAUAGAAAUGAAGCUCAGCACUUAAACUUGCCAAAUGUUACAGUGAAUCCUUUAGAUCUUGAGACAGUGACUUCAGAGGCAGAUAAGGAGGAACAAGCUUCUCUGAGCCAGCAAGAGACCCUAGCCCAGUUUACAGAAAGUCCUGAGCUGUUGGAACCUUCAUCAACCCAACAAGAGGCCCCAGACGAGACUUCAGAGCUUCCUGAAGAUCUUGACAAAUCUG